Scleropages formosus (Asian bonytongue) is the source of this 1042-nucleotide messenger RNA. RefSeq names its product C-type lectin domain family 12 member B-like. The record is from RefSeq and is a predicted model, not a curated record. Gene Ontology annotation, cellular component: plasma membrane. The coding region runs from base 118 to 810 and encodes 230 amino acids. NCBI's taxonomy places the organism in Eukaryota, Metazoa, Chordata, Actinopteri, Osteoglossiformes, Osteoglossidae. The transcript has 6 exons.
GAAGUGUUGACCGGCAGGAGGGAGGGCUGAGAGAAGGUGUCUCACAUGAACAGACCCCUUCAGGACUGGUGGAGGACAAAACGGAGAUAGACAGGGAGCCAUUGAGAACAUGGCAAAAUGGCACGACCAGAACACCAGUUUGGCCUCCCAGGUGCUGCUGACAUCCAGCCAGGUGGCUGGUGCAGAAGGGUGGUGUGUCUGCUGGCCGCUGUGACUCUCACCAAGGGGCUCCUGCUCACUGUGGCUUUCUUCUUCUUGAAGCUGGCCGCACGGAAGCAGGAGCACCUGGCGCAUUGCCAUGCCCACCUCAACGCCACGGCAGUCCUGCUCAAUGCCACCCAAGAGGAGAUGUGUACACACUGUCCGCCACCAUGGUCCUGCUACGAGACCCGCUGCUACUACUUUUCUGCAGGACGGGAGGGGGCCCGCACCUGGAACGAAAGCGCCCAGUUCUGCAUGCAGUGGGAUGCCAGCCUGGCUGUCAUCGAUGAUCUCCGAGAGAUGGAGUUCAUCCAGGCAGAGAUGAGGACAUUGGCGCUGCCACAGUUCCCGUGGGUCGGUCUGACAGACAGUGCCGAGGAGGACCGGUGGCUCUGGCAGGACGGGAGCCUCCACCGCGAUCGCGCUCUGCCCAGUGUGCAGUGGAACUCUGACCAGAGGGACUGUGUUGACGUCAGGGGAGACGGGAGUCUGUUUGCUGUCAACUGCGAGGCGGUCGGGCCCUGGGUGUGCGAGAGGCCUGCAGUCAGACGCCAUCUGGCAGCCCCCAGCUCCAGCCCUGGCCCUCCAAUGGCCCCCAGGUCACCCUGACUGUGUGUGUGAGACGUGGGACUCAUUGCGCUGCCGUGCACAAGUUCAACUGAACUUAGACGGGAGUUGGAUGGUAACACCCUGAGUGCUCAGCAGACACUCGCUUCCUUGCUCAUUGUGGGGUUUUGGACAAGCAGAUCAUGCUGCACAGCUGAGGUGGAACAGAGCCCCUGGACUACUGCUUAUUCCGUUGCUCUCGUUCAAACCCGUUCCCAGCUCUUUUUACGCACUG